This is a messenger RNA of Striga hermonthica, 1428 nucleotides long. The record is from the annotation of a GenBank genome assembly. NCBI's taxonomy places the organism in Eukaryota, Viridiplantae, Streptophyta, Magnoliopsida, Lamiales, Orobanchaceae.
AUGCCGAUCACAGACCCGAGAGUUGUAUUCGGAUUAUCCGGAAGGAAAUCAAACAUGACCAUAUCACCCAUACAUGUUGCUGUUCUGGUGUCCGCCUCUCAAUCGGAUAAUAGCCCGAAUUCCAAUCCCAAUCUUGUGAUUAAUCAGGAAAGCGGUAGAAGUAAAAGGAGGAGGACAAGCAUUGAGGACUUUGUUGACAAUGGACUCGAAGUGUUGCUGUCAUGUGUCGGUGAAGAACUUUUAUCAGAAAUCCUUUUUAGACUCCCGAAUUGUCGAUCUGUUAUUCAGUUGAGCUCCGUUUGUUGGCGUUGGCAUUCAUUGAUCUCUCAACCCCAAUUCAUCCCUAGCUUCAUCCGCCUCCAUCAAGAUCGAGAUCAAUCCUACACCAUUCUGUUCCACAUGAAUUAUCGUUUUUUCGAAGAGUCCCCAACGUAUUUUCAAUUGGUUUGCACUCUGUUCUCGGAGGAAUCUUUGCUUAUCCACGGCGGAAAGCAUGCAUUAUUAUCAUCGUCUAAUUAUCUCGACUUCAUGCCUUCUUCACUCAUGGUCGUAAGAGCAUCGUGCAAUGACUUGUUGCUCGUGUCCCCCGAUACCCGCUUUUACCGCGGCCAUCAGAGGUACUGUAUUUGUAACCCGGUGACUAAAAAGUGGUUUCUCAUUCCUAGACAAACCCCUCUUGGAACAAAGGCAGGGUUUGCAUUAAUAUGCCAUAAGAACUCUUACAAGGUGGUACUUCUCGACAAGAUUAGAUUGCUUGGUGAAGAAGGAGAAGACCUUGUCGAUAGAUAUGAACAAACGGUGUGGGUGUUUUGCUCGGAGUCGGGGCAAUGGAACUCUUAUUUCUUCUUGGUGCCUAGGCGCCCCACAAUGGACUAUCCCAUUAUCACCAAUGUCGUUUCGUGCAAUGGGAUUCUGUACUGGAUGGACGGUUUAUAUAACUUCGACCGCAUUGUUUCUUUUGAUUUGGCCAAUAGUCAGUUUGCCGUAAUCUACUUCCCGGACAUUGUGUGUGAAAACACCACCUGUGACACGCCCGACUCGAGGGUCCACAUUGGUGCCGUGAGGGAUAAGUUGAGGUUGUUGCACGUUUUGAGGGCCGGGACGGGCCCGAAAUGCUUCGUGGUGAGGGUUUGGGAAUUGGACCAUUGGGAUGGCGACACGUGGGAUUUGGUUGGCGAGAGGGAGUUGAGCUUUCCGGAUGCCGUCACCGCUGAUGGUGACCGGGAUACUGUGGUGGCAGCCGUUUUUCAUCCGAAAGAUUGUGAUUCGAUUUUUGUCAUAUGUGGAAAGAGUGUUUAUGAGUGUGGGGUUUCGAAGGACACGUGUCGCAGGCUCGGUGAGCUUCGGGAAUCCAUAGGCGACGAGGGUCUCGCGUCCUUUGUUCUCAUGCAUCCACCUUGGCCGACCCAAAUUCCAUUUGGGGUUUAG